UCGACUGCAACGUUGAGCAAUGAGUCCCCAAAACCUCAUCAAAGUCCCCAACAACGUCACCUCUUCCCCUGCGACCACGAAAUGGAUAUCUCCUCUUCAGUGCCUUAAGCCAGCUUCUAUCGUACGACCAGCACCACCUCCACUUCCUCCUCCUCCGCCUACUGAGCCGGAGCGGCGUCGAUCCCGGUUUAUCUCCCACGCCGACGCGGUGCGACUCAUCAACCGGCAGACAGACCCGCAGCGAGCCCUCGACCUCUUCAACGCGGCCGCUGCGCAGCCCGGCUUCGCCCACAACCACGCCACCUACUCCGCCCUCCUCCUCAAGCUCGCACGCCAUCGCCGCUUCCCUGCCCUCGACGCCGUCCUUCGCCGCAUGUCCCUCGAGCCGUGCCUCUUUCACGAGGCCGUCUUCCUCCGCCUGAUGCCACUCCUCUGCCGCGCCUCCCUUCCCGACAAGGCCGUCCGCCUGUUCCGCUCCGCCAUCCCCCUCCUCGUCCGCCGCAACCCCUCUCUCAAGGCCCUCGCCACCUGCCUCGACGCCCUCGUCGAAGUCCGCCGCUUCGACCUCGCCCAAGACCUUCUUACCGACGCCAGGGCCCGUUUCUCCAUCGAGCCCAACACCUGCGUCUGCAACAUCCUCGUGAAGCACCAUUGCACGAGCCACGACCUUGACUCCGCCUUCCGGGUCCUCGAGGAGAUGAGGGCGUCGGAGUUGGCGAAACCCAAUCUGAUCACAUAUUCCACGCUGAUGGGUGGAUUGUGCAGAGAGGGCAGGUUGAAAGAUGCCAUCGACCUGUUCGAGGAAAUGAUUGACAAGGACAAGAUCGUCCCCGACCACUUGACCUACAACGUGCUGAUCGAUGGGUUCUGUAGAAGCGGGCAGGUGGAUAAGGCAAGAACCAUCUUCGGAUUCAUGCGGAGCAAUGGCUUGGAGCCCAACAUGUACAACUACGCGGUUCUGAUGAAUGGAUUCUGCAGAGAAGGGAGAGUGGAGGAAGCAGAAGAGGUUUUCGAGGAGAUGGGGAAGAUUGGGUUGCAGAUUGACGUCGUGACCUACACAACGCUGAUUGGCUGCCUUUGCAGAGAAGGGAGGGUUGACGAAGGAAUCGAACUGGUGAAAGAGAUGAGGGAGAAAGGGUGCAAGGCCGAUGUGGUGACCUGUAAUGUGGUGAUCGAAGGGUUGUGCAAGGAAGAGAGGUUUAAGGAGGCGAUGGGUUUGCUGGAGAGCUUACCAUACGAUGGUGUGAGGCUAAAUGUUGCGAGCUAUAGGAUCGUGUUAAAUAGCUUGUGCGCCACAGGGGACAUGGAGAAGGCAAUUGGUCUGCUUGGGUUGAUGCUUGGAAGGGGUUUCAGACCUCACUUUGCGACCUCCAACAAAUUGUUGCUUGGAUUGUGUGAGGUUGGAAGGGUGGCAGAUGCAACUGUUGCAAUGUAUGGAUUGGCAGAGAUGGGGUUUAUGCCAGAGAGUGAUACAUGGUUUCAGUUGGUUGACUCUGUCUGCAGGGAGAGGAAGCUUAAGAGAGCAUUUGACUUGUUUGAUGACUUGCUUAUAGCGGAGUGAGUUAUACGAGUCGUCUUAAUAAGUCAAGGCUUGUCUUCGCCAUGACUGCAAUCCAACCCAACAGCUGAGUCGAUCCUGUUGGAACAGAUUAUUCUUUACUUGGUCAUAGAGCUGUGUUUUCAGUGAGUUGGCCUUUACUUGGUCAAGCCAUGAACUUGCAAGCUCAGGUACCGGAACGCUUGACAUGGUGUACAAUUGAUUUAUGUUGACACUUAGAUUCUGGAGGAACUUAGCAGAAGAUUUUUACGAGUGAUAUUGGUUAGUAGCAUACAGGAGUUUUUCCAUGGACGAAUGAUCAGACUCUGAUGGAAAUCGAGUUUGUAAUAUCACUUUCUUAGGGGAUUCAUUACUAAUUGUAUGGUGAUCUAUGAGUCCUGUGGGUUCUUUUCUUGAACGUACACCAUAUAUCAAAUGAACAAUCA
Molecule: messenger RNA, 1983 nt
Organism: Musa acuminata subsp. malaccensis (wild Malaysian banana)
Lineage: Eukaryota; Viridiplantae; Streptophyta; Magnoliopsida; Zingiberales; Musaceae
Product: pentatricopeptide repeat-containing protein At5g18475
Molecular function (GO): protein binding; mRNA binding
Source: RefSeq, a predicted model, not a curated record